AUGAACGGUGCAGAUGUUGCAGACCAACUACGAUCUUAUUACAACACGCAGCAAACAACUCGGCGAAAUUGGAUGCCACUUUUUUUUUGGCUUUUAAACAUGGCUAUUAUCAAUGCAUAUCGGAUUAUCAUAACUUCAGAAUUGACAAAAGAGCAUAAGGAGUUUCAUCUGAAGCUUGUUUGGGACCUUGUUAAUUUCGCAAAUGAUACUGGCAAAAUUCAACUAAGAAAUUCAACAAAUUCAAAUAAAACAGAAUCAAAAAAAGAAAUAAAGCAACUGAAAACAACAAAACAUUUUGAGAUCUCAGACAAAUGA
Molecule: messenger RNA, 315 nt
Organism: Cetraspora pellucida
Lineage: Eukaryota; Fungi; Glomeromycota; Glomeromycetes; Diversisporales; Gigasporaceae
Source: the annotation of a GenBank genome assembly